Leptosia nina is the source of this 414-nucleotide messenger RNA. The record is from the annotation of a GenBank genome assembly. Lineage: Eukaryota; Metazoa; Arthropoda; Insecta; Lepidoptera; Pieridae.
AUGGAUACGUUUCUAGGCAAAAAAUAUAAACUAAAAUCGUCGGAUAACUUUGAGGAAUAUUUGAAGUUUAUCGGUGUAGGCCUAUUAUCGCGGAAAUUAGUUAUAUCCUUAUCACCGAUCAGUGAAUUGUCAAAAAAUGAAGAUGGUUCGUAUUCUUUGACGAUGACAACUCCUGUUAGAAAGGUGGUGACGACGUUCCGAUUAGGAGAAGAGUUUGAUGAAGAAAGACCGGAUGGUGUCAAAGUUAAGUCACUUAUGACAAUAGAAGGCAAUAAGCUAGUUCAAGUACAAAGGGAUCCGAGUGGAAAAACGUCGAAACACGUCAGGGAAUUCAAGGACAAUACUUUGACAGUGAUAUCCACCGCUGAAGGCUGGGACGGCACGUGUAUAAGAGUUUAUGAGUCAAUGGAUUAA